This is a messenger RNA of Paraglomus brasilianum, 1653 nucleotides long. NCBI's taxonomy places the organism in Eukaryota, Fungi, Glomeromycota, Glomeromycetes, Paraglomerales, Paraglomeraceae. The record is from the annotation of a GenBank genome assembly.
AUGUCUGCCAAUUCACCAGAAAAGAAAUCUCCUACAAACGACGCUGGCGUAACAGUUGGCGAACAAAAUGAUCUCGAGGUAUCGAGGGAUGUCGAGAAAUUAAAAGGACAGGGCGAAGCUGUAGUACACUUGACACGUUGGCGGUUGUUCUGGGUUAUGGUUGGCCUUGGCCUCGCAAUCUUUCUCGCUGCGUUAGAUCAAACGAUUAUUGCAACUUCGCUAUACAGGAUAGGCACCGAUUUUAAUGCAUUGAACGAAAUUGCCUGGGUUGCAACCUCAUAUCUUUUAACCGCGACAGCAUUCCAACCGACAUAUGGAAAGUUUUCCGACAUAUUUGGAAGGAAGAUAACGUUUUUAUUUGCCAUUUUGGUAUUCGAAUUGGGCAGUUUGUUAUGUGGCUUAGCACCAAAUAUGACGACGCUGAUAAUAUUCCGAGCUAUAGCAGGAAUUGGUGGUGGUGGUAUUAUAGGUUUGGUAAUUAUUAUAAUUGCAGACAUUGUUAGUCUCGAAGAAAGAGGAAAAUACCAAGGACUUAUUGGGGCAGUGUUUGGAAUUGCAUCAGUCGUUGGUCCUCUGUUGGGUGGGGCUUUUACUGAUCACGUAACUUGGAGAUGGUCGUUCCUAAUUAAUUUACCGUUCGGUGCGAUAACCCUCGCUGUUAUAAUUAUACUAUUACACCUUCCCCGACCACGAGGGUCGUUAUUGAAAAAACUUGGUCGUAUCGACUGGUGGGGUACACUUUGUUUAGUAUCCGCUACGGUCGCUUUACUACUUCCCUUAAACUGGGGCGGCGAUCAAUACGCUUGGAAUGAUCCCAUAAUUAUCUCCCUUCUCGUCGUCGGUGGUGUCUUGUACAUAGUGUUCGCGGUUGUCGAGGGAUACGUAGCCGUGGAGCCUAUCGUUCCGCUUCGACUGUUUAGAGACCGAAUCUUGUUAGGAUGUAUUUUGGUAAAUUUAUUCCAGGGCAUGGCAUUCUUAGGCGCCAUCUAUUAUGUUCCCAUAUAUUUCCAAGUCAUCCACGGUGCUUCGGCAACCACUGCCGGAUUAGAGUUGAUACCAUUCAUUCUUGGUGUUGUUAUUGCGUCAAUUGUAUCGGGACAAGCCAUGUCAAGAGCACCGAACAUAAGGAAACAAAUAUUCUGUAUCGUUGGUGGUGCACUUAUCGUUGUGGGAUCGGGUUUGACGUCUACAUUUGACAUUGACACAAAUCGUGGAAAGCAGAUUGGGUAUUUGUUCAUUCUGGGAAUUGGAGUUGGGCUGAUCAUGCAGACGACGUUGUUGAUUGGACAAGCUUCGGUCGUAUAUUCGGACAUUGCUAUUAUUUCUGCGGUCCUGGUAUUCUUUAGGACGAUUGGAUUUGUGUUCGGUGUUGCCAUCGUAGGCACAAUCUUCAAUAAUGAACUUCGGCAUCAAAUCGACAUACUAGGGAUAAAUAUCACUUUCGACGUUCUUAAGAAGAACCCGCAGAUUAUCGGCAGUCUUCCACCAAUAAUUCAGGGUCAGAUUAUAAAUGCCUAUGUCCAAGCAUUACAGCUAGCAUUCACGUGUAUAAUUCCGAUGGGUGGUCUGUGUUUCCUGUCUGCUUUCUUGCUUGGGAAAAAUAAGAAUAUUGGGAGGCGGCCUGGUGAGGAAGUUCCCGCUGGUGUAGAGUAA